AUAAUCUAGUAGACGGGACGCUCCUUCAACAACAACAGCUAAUCAGACACCUCGGUAGUUUUCUAGCAAACAUAGCUCCAACAUUCACGCUCUUUACACUGUUUUGGUGUAUAUUAGUCGCUGUGUAUUAAACACACUUCUGUCGUAUGUACUUGUUGGCCCGUUUAAUUAUAUAUGUACGUUGUUUGUCAGCUAGCUGGCUUAGAACUAGGCUAGUCGCUAAUGCUAGCAAGCUAACAUCCCCGACCAUGAGUUCACUAAGUUACUCUCCUCCUGCUAAAGAAGAGGUGGUCUGCUGGACGGAGAAAGAAGUUCUCGUUAAAGAGGAAGAGGAAGCUGUCACACUACAAAAACAAGUAGAGGGUGAGGCUGUUACCGUGAAAGAAGAAGAGAAAGACGUUUCAGUGAACGAAAAGGAAGAUGCGUUCAGAGUGAAAGAGGAGGAGGAUGUUACAGUAAAAGAAGAGGAAGAGAAAGAGGAGGGGGAUGCCGUUUUUGGAGUGAAAGAGGAGGAGAUUACUGUCACAUUGGAGGAAGAAGAGGAGGUUGGAGAUUUGUUUAACACCAGAGAGAGACGGGACAAUCGUGGAUCCUUUGUGGAGCCUCAACAACAUGAUGCUGACGAGGCAGAGAAAAGUCUCUCCACAUCAGAACACCUCAAGAAACACCAGCAGAGACCCACAGGGAAUAAGUCUCACCACUGCUCUGACUGUGGGAAAAGAUUCAACUCUUCAGUAAAACUUAAAAUACAUCAAAGAAUUCACACUGGAGAGAAACCUUUUGGCUGUGAGCAAUGUGGGAAGAGUUUUAGUCGGCUACAAACCCUGAAAUCACACCAGAGAAUACACACUGGUGAGAAACCUUAUAGCUGUAAUCAGUGUGCGAAGAGUUUUACUCAGCUAAACAGCCUGAUAGUACACCAGCGGACACACACAGGAGAAAAAUCUUAUAGCUGUAGUCAAUGUGGGAGGAGUUUUUCUACAUCUAGCUAUCUAACUAUACACCAGAGAACACACACAGGAGAGAAACCAUAUAGCUGUAAUCAAUGUGGGAAGAGUUUUACUCAGCUAAACAGCCUGAUAGUACACCAGCGGACACACACAGGAGAGAAACCUUUUGGCUGUGAUCAAUGUGGAAAGAGUUUUGGUACAUCUGGCUGCCUGAAUACACACCAGAGAACACACACAGGAGAGAAACCUUAUACCUGUGAUCAAUGUGGAAAGAGUUUUGGUACAUCUGGCUCCCUGAAUACACAUCAGAGAACACAUACAGGAGAGAAGUCUUAUAGCUGUAGUCAGUGUGGGAAGAGUUUUACUCAGCUAAAUAGCCUGAUAGUACACCAGCGGACACACUCAGGAGAGAAACCUUAUAGCUGUGAACAAUGUGGGAAGAGUUUUACUACAUCUAGCCAGCUGACUAUACACCAGAGAACACACACAGGAGAGAAAUCUUAUAGCUGUGAUCAAUGUGGGAAGAGUUUUACUACAUCUAGCCAGCUGACUAUACACCAGAGAACACACACAGGACAUAAUCUUUAUAGUUGUACUCAAUGUGCGAAGAGUUUUUCUACAUCUAGCUAUCUAACUAUACACCAGAGAACACACACAGGAGAGAAACCAUUUAGUUGUAAUCAAUGUGGGAGGAGUUUUACUUGGCUAAACAGCCUGGUAUCACACCAGAGAACACACACAGGAGAGAAACCUCACAGCUGUAAUCAAUGUGGGAAGAGAUACUCUGAUAAAAGAUCUCUGACUAAACAUCAGAAAAUACAUUGAGUUGUUUCAUGAUAUCAAUGAAAUAAUGUAGAAUGUUUUUAAUAUUGUGGAAGUAUUUUAUUAACGUCAAUGUAGAAUGUUUUAACAUUGUAGUAGGAGAUAAAAUGUAAAAUAUGUACAAAAUGUAGCUAGGUGUUUUCUACAAGUUGUCCUCUAACCAGUGAUGUACACAUUACUCCCAGAUUCCGUGUAGCUUUUGAGCUGUUAGUUUUAACAGGACAUGCAACCUCAUCUCCCUCCUCUUGGCACAAUUGAUUUCAACAUGAUAUCGAUGAGUGAUGACAAAUAAGUAUUGCUUUCCUUUGUUUAGCGACCCCUACAUUUAAAUGCAUCACUCCAAAAUGUAGCUGACUGUCUUCUGCAGGUUGUCCUCUAACCAGUGAGGUAAAAUAUAUCUCCCAUUUCCAUGCUUUUUUAGUUGUGUUAGUUUCAACAGCACCUACAACCUGAUCCCCCCCCCCCCCCCUAAUUGAUAUCAGUGAUUUAUUGCUACUUGUCAAAACAACAGCGUUUUUGGUGCUUGUGCAGUUUAUAAGGUGCUUUCAAAAAUAAAUACAAGUUAUAUGAUUCUUGUGGCAGAUGUUUUUAUGUAAAUAGCACAUGUUAUGUUUAGGUUUUCAAUUAAUCACAAACUUCUUCUGCAUUUGGACAGGUUAAAACUGAUAUUGGGGGUAUCCCACCUUGCAAAAUGUCACUGAAAGUAAGAUAUGCCCAAUGUACAAUAUAAGUUUGGUUUUAGUUGAAAAUAUAUAUUUUUUAUUUCAACAUACUUGCAGCCUAUACACAUGGACGCAGUAUAAUAAAUUGAUCUAUAAUCCAUUUUAUUAACAAUCCUAAUAAAUUGAGUAAUAAAUAUAGGAUAUAUUUGUUGUCUUAAGGGGGAAGGUGUUACAGGCUUUGGUUUUUCCAUUUAUGUUUUGAGGUUGGACUUUAGCACUAGGGCGUACUGAUUGGUGUCACCUCAUUAGUCAGUAUGUGUUACACCUGUGCUGGCUUGUCCAUCUCGUUAGUGGGAAGGUGUUUCACCUGAGCUGGUCCAGGUUCUAUUUAAGAGUGUCUGGCCCAGUGCUCCAGUUGUCUUGAUAGAUGUGGAGAGUCAACUGGAGAGUCAACACCUUUAGUUGUGCCACUUCCUGUCUUUUGGUGUGGGUUUGUCUUUUUUUGGCAUUUCCUUAGGGUGCCCGUUAGUCUUCUGUUUGUUGUGUACUAAAUAUAUAUAUAGAUUUUUACUGUGAAGCCAUUGUGUUGCAUCCAUGUCUGAAAUGUGCUGUAUAAAUAAAGCUUGAUUUGAG
Messenger RNA from Salvelinus fontinalis (brook trout), 3067 nucleotides. RefSeq names its product zinc finger protein OZF-like. The record is from RefSeq and is a predicted model, not a curated record. Gene Ontology annotation, molecular function: DNA-binding transcription factor activity, RNA polymerase II-specific; RNA polymerase II cis-regulatory region sequence-specific DNA binding. Gene Ontology annotation, biological process: regulation of transcription by RNA polymerase II. The transcript is spliced from 2 exons. NCBI's taxonomy places the organism in Eukaryota, Metazoa, Chordata, Actinopteri, Salmoniformes, Salmonidae. Bases 147 to 1775 code for a protein of 542 amino acids.